GCUUUUAUUUAUUUCAUUUUUCUGCAGUCGUUUCGCAUAAAGGGUCAUUAGAAAAAAAAAAAACACACCAACCUGUGGCAGGUAAACAGGAAGUCACGACAGGUGCGGGAGACACGCCCGCAGAAACCUGAAGCUCUCAGAAAGAGUUUUUCUCUCCACCGUCUCGUCCAGUUUCUCCCCGUAGGAUUCACGGGCGACAUAUUCGGGCUUGACAAGACAUUUGUGAGCACAUCGACCGGAGAGCAGACUUCUUUUGAAGACACCAGAAGAUAUUUCUUCGUUGUAACCUGAACGCUGUAGAUUCUUUGUUUUGUUUUGUGCUCGCAGGUUGAAUUCGUUGACAAACACAAUAAUCAUCUCUCGGCGACCAAAGGCCUGUAGGUUCACCUCGGAAAACAGCCCGUGGACGCACCAGAGACUACUACGAUAAAUAAACAAGAAGAGAAGAAGUAGUUCACCUGUUUUUAGGUCCUUUUGAUUUUAGCCUUAUUAGUCUAGCUGUGACAUGAUGGACUACAUGGACAGUGGACUGAGAUACACCCCAAAGUCGGACAAAGACUGGGACACCUCUGUCCAGUUUCUGCCAGCAUCGGAUAACAAAAAGCUUGAGAAGAAAAAGGGUCCUGGGAAAGUUGGGGCUGUGAUCGGUGUGGUGAUCUUUGCUGCCGUUAUUGCUCUUAUGACCGGACUGCUGGUCUGGCAUUUCCACUUCCGUAAAGAUGUGCGACUCAAGAAGAUGUACAGCGGCUCCAUGCGGAUCACCAACCAGGCGUUCGUAGAGGCCUACGAGGACUCCAACAGCUCCGAGUUCAAGGCGCUGGCGAAGAAAGUGACUUCACAGCUUAAAUCCAUCUAUGCCAAAAGUCCACAGUUGGUCAAAUACUAUGUUGGUUCUACAGUUCAGGCAUUCAGUGAAGGCAGUGUUGUUGCCUACUACCUGUCCGAGUUCAAAGUCCCUACGAGCCAAGAGGCAUCUGUUGACAAAGCCAUGUCUUCACUGGAGAAGCUAGUGGACAAAGAGCGGCGAUUCAUGUCCAGACCCGGCAACUCUCUGGUCCUUGAAGAUGUGAUAUCUUCAGCACUUGAUGACCGACUGGUUUCAACAUCAUUCGCCAAAUCUUUGAAGUUUACAGAACAUACAAAGACCAAUCAUAUCGGGCAGAUCCAGUCGCCUGGCUUCCCUGACAGUCCAUAUCCCCCCAACACCUUCAUCCAGUGGCAGCUGAGAGCAGACCCCAACUACAUCAUCAAGCUUGAGUUUGAUACGAUGAAUCUUGAAGAGAACUGCAAGAAUGACUUUCUCAAAAUCUACGACUCCCUGACGGUCAUCGAAAGCAGUGUUAUGGGAGAGAUGUGUGGGUACUACUCCCCUAGUGAACCAUUGGCCUUUCUGUCUUCUGGCAAUGUCAUGCUGGUGACGAUGGCCUCAAAUAAUGAGAAGAACUACCCAGGUUUUAGAGCAAAAGUCUCACAAAUCAGAAGCAAAACUGAAGGUGCGAAAUGCGGUGGCCAGCUGACAGGUGAAAAAGGCACCUUCACUUCUCCCAACUUCCCAAAUUACUAUCCUCCGCGAAUUUCGUGUCAGUGGUCGAUCCAGGUCCCUACUGGUAAGGCGGUGAAGGUGACGUUCAAAAAGUUCCUCUUGUCUGAGUCCGGGCAGGAGGAGAUUAAGGACUGUCGCAAGGACUACGUGGAGAUUAACGAAAAGAGAUUGUGCGGAGAAAAGCCUGACGGAACAUUGACAGAAACCAGCAACACCAACACAAUGAGCGUGGUGUUCAUGUCUGAUGCCUCCUAUGUGGACCGAGGUUUUGAGGCAUCGUAUGAGGCCAUUGACGUCAAAGACCCUUGUCCAAAGCAGUUCCAGUGCACAAAUCAGCGCUGCGUUAAAACAGCGCUCAGGUGUGAUGGCUGGAAUGACUGUGGAGACAUGAGUGAUGAAUUAAACUGCAAGUGCAACUCAUCGGCUAUCAGUUGUAAGAAUGGGUUGUGUAAGCCCAUGUUCUGGAAAUGUGAUGGCGUAGAUGACUGUGGAGACCUCACAGAUGAGCUGAACUGUGGUGGAUGCAAAUCCGGACAAAUAACAUGCAAGAAUAACAAAUGUGUCUCCGAGAAGAAUCGCUGUGACGGCACAGACAACUGUGGGGACGGGUCGGAUGAACUCGACUGUGGGAGAGGCACUGAUGUGAGCUGCAGUGAUCUCACUUAUAGAUGUAAAAACAAUGAAUGCAUCAGUAAAAUGAACCCAGAAUGUGACGACACACCGGACUGUGAAGAUGGCUCUGACGAGGAGAAUUGCGACUGCGGGAGGAGUAUAUUCAAGACGUCGCGUAUUGUGGGUGGUGAGGAUGCAGAUGAAGGGCAGUUUCCCUGGCAGGUCAGCCUCCACGUCAAAAGUUUCGGUCACGUGUGUGGAGCAGCCAUCAUCAGUCCAAUGUGGCUGGUCACUGCUGCCCACUGUGUGCAAGAUGACGCUCGAACAAGAUUCUCCCAGCCCGGCACUUGGGAAGCUUACCUUGGCCUUCACCUUCAGGGGAAUAUUGGAUCAUCCGUGGUGAAGAGGAACCUGAAGAAGGUCAUACCCCACCCUAACUACAACGCACGCACCUAUGACCAUGACAUCGCCCUAAUGGAGCUGGACAGUCCUGUCAAAUACUCGGAUUACAUCAGGCCCAUCUGUAUGCCGGCUCCCCAACAUGAUUUUCCAGUGGGUAGCACUGUGUGGAUCACCGGGUGGGGCGCCACUCGAGAAGGAGGAUUUGCUGCAAAAGUGCUCCAAAGGGCCCAGGUCCGAAUCAUCAACCACUCUGUGUGCAACGAUUUGAUGGGAGGGCAGAUCACGUCUCGGAUGUUGUGUGCCGGAGUGCUGGCCGGAGGAGUCGAUGCUUGUCAGGGGGAUUCUGGCGGCCCUCUGUCCAGUCCGUCCGGGAGUCGUACGUUCCUGGCAGGAGUGGUCAGUUGGGGUGAUGGCUGUGCCCGCAGGAACAAACCUGGCAUCUACACAACAGUCACCAAAUUCCGUGGAUGGAUCAAAGAAAAGACAGGAGCGUAGACCACUGAAAGCAUGGCCUUAACAAGGUCAUAUUGACAUGAACACAGACUGAUGACAAGUACCAAAGUACGGAUUGUUGCUUCACCGAUCUGACUUUCCAGCUGAUGUGGUGGUGUUGACUCCCAGUCGCAGCUGCAGUGGAAAAUGCUUGAAAAGCAAUUGAAACAUAUUUUAUGACUGUGAUUUUAUGAGGGUGGGGAUGAUGAAAUGUUUUUAAAUGUAAAUAAAGUUUUUAUUUUUGUGUUGUUUUUUGCUGUUGUUUUUUAAGCUUGUUUUAAAUGGAGAACAAUGUUAUGUGCCGCACAUGAAAUAGAUUUUAAGUGUGAUUGUUACCCAUAUACACAAUAAAGUUAUUAUUAUUAUUAUUUACAUGAAUAAAUUGUGCGUCCUUGCAUUUGUGCGUCUUGUGUUUUAUCAGUAGAUAUAAGAAUGUCCUACCAGUUUUCCUUGUCUUUGUUCUGAAUUUUGUAAAUUAAAAAUCUAAAUUACAGCAAGCUCGUUCCAUUUUACCUCCUAUGGCUUGGUAUCUUACUCAUCUUAUUAGUGAUGUGAUUGUUCUCUUUGGAAAGCAUUGCCCUUCUCAUCAUGGAUGGCAUUUUAUAUUAACAGUGAACUGCUUUUCUAUCAGCAUAAAAUAUAUCGGCAUGAACAAAUUUUGGUUUUGUUCGAGUAUAAGCUUUCAUGUUUAAUAUGAUGACAUUGCCUCUAUUCCAUCCAGUACAAUGUUAGCUUUCCAG
Molecule: messenger RNA, 3789 nt
Organism: Anarrhichthys ocellatus (wolf-eel)
Lineage: Eukaryota; Metazoa; Chordata; Actinopteri; Perciformes; Anarhichadidae
Gene: st14a
Product: ST14 transmembrane serine protease matriptase a
Exons: 19
Coding region: 506-3052 (848 amino acids)
Biological process (GO): proteolysis
Cellular component (GO): membrane
Molecular function (GO): protein binding; serine-type endopeptidase activity
Source: RefSeq, a predicted model, not a curated record